Stylophora pistillata is the source of this 1738-nucleotide messenger RNA. Its product is annotated as protein lifeguard 1. The record is from RefSeq and is a predicted model, not a curated record. Gene Ontology annotation, cellular component: membrane. NCBI's taxonomy places the organism in Eukaryota, Metazoa, Cnidaria, Anthozoa, Scleractinia, Pocilloporidae.
ACGUCAUGCUACAAAUGGGUGCUUGUUCAUCCCGGAAGGGUUUCAAUUUGCAGAGCGAAACACAUAACACAAAUCUGGACGCUGAUUUUCUCCAUAUCUUCAUGAAUCUGGACGAUAACUGAGGAGAUCGAUAAAUCUUUCUUCUCGGAGCGAAAAGGGUAUUUUGACAAAGGAACAAUUACUUCAACAUGUACGAUCCAGAGGCAAACAAAUAUGGCGCGGCCGACUAUAACCAGUUCGAUAACACAAUGGCCUUCAGCGACUCUUCCAUUCGCGCUGGCUUCAUUCGAAAGGUCUAUGCUAUUCUACUUGGCCAACUUGUAAUAACAAUUGCAUUCAUCAGUUUCUUUCUGUAUUGUGAACCUGUUCAGGAAUAUGCAAAAAAUCAUGUAGGAUUAUUCUAUGGAGCUUUGGCUGUCACAUUGGUCACAAUGAUUGCUAUGGCCUGCUGUGAGAAUUUUAGGCGGCAAUUUCCAACUAACAUGAUCUUUCUCAUAAUUUUUACAGUCUGUGAAGGAUAUUUACUUGGUGCUGUAUCAAGUGUUUAUGAGAAAGAUGAGGUGCUCAUGGCUGUUGGAAUAACUGCAGUUGUUGUUCUGGCGAUUACCAUUUUUGCAUUCCAGACUAAGUAUGACUUCACUAUGAUGGGUGGAUUUCUGUUCGUGGCUUUGAUUAUUCUCUUCUGCUUUGGCUUUUUGAUGAUCUUUUUCCACAACAGGGUUCUUUCAGUUGUUUAUGCUUCCCUCGGAGCCCUCUUAUUUGCCAUGUACCUUGUGUAUGAUACACAGAUCAUGAUGGGAGGAGGCAAAAUGUACUCCAUCUCACCAGAAGAGUACAUCUUUGCUGCACUGAACUUGUACCUGGAUAUCGUCAACUUGUUCUUGUACAUCCUCCAAAUUAUCUCAGCGGCAAGAGGAGAUUAAAGAGCCAGCUACAGUGGGUACACAGUUGGAAUCUGCCUUAACAGGAUCCAAAUCAAAAUUCUCAAAUCGGUUUUAGUACAUUUACAACUGUUUGUUGUGACAAUUUGGUUCUUGGUCAUUUUUAUCCGCCCUAAGAUUAAGGUUUGUUUUAGUUGGGAGUCGUACGGUUUGAGAGAAGAACGUUUACUGCCUCUUUUUGUAAGCUCUGGUGUUUCUGUUGGAACCCAAUGUUGUUUUGUGUGUAAACCUCGUUCGAGAUUAUCAGAAUCAUGUUUUUAGCCAAAACGCAGCAACUUCAGGAAUUGUUUAAGUUUAAAGUGCGGGUUCUGGCCAAGAUUAACUGGAGAACUUCGAAAAUACCAAGGUGAAUAAUGGAGAAAUGGAUAGUAUAAGAUUUUCUGAAAAUGUAGUUUGCUCGUCAGGAGAAAUUACUCAAAUAUUUAUGAAUUUUGGCUCUCUUAUUAUGUUUCAGUGUAAAAAUGUUUAGUAUUUGCAAGUUUCUGUGUAAAUUAUAAGAGCAUUAUUGGUAGAGAUAGUUGUGUUCUAAUAAGUUAACAAUGUUUUGCCCAUGGAGCUAGGCAAGUGUUGUGUCAGAGAUAAAAAGUUUGAAAUUAAAUAUUUUAAGGAAAGUCCUCUACCUCUGAUCUUUAAAUUAUUUUAGGCUUGCUUGCAUGGGUAGUCGAAUUAUUCAAUAACAAUGUAUAGUCUGGGGUCGAAAGGUAUCUGGGAUUGCUGUGGUUUAGCUUUAAGUCCCCCCAGUGAUUGGUCAAGGAAACUCCAGCUAGCCUGUCAGCCAAUCAGAUGCCAAACGGAAA